This is a messenger RNA of Drosophila rhopaloa, 922 nucleotides long. RefSeq lists its product as uncharacterized. The record is from RefSeq and is a predicted model, not a curated record. NCBI's taxonomy places the organism in Eukaryota, Metazoa, Arthropoda, Insecta, Diptera, Drosophilidae. The transcript is spliced from 4 exons. Bases 1 to 747 code for a protein of 248 amino acids.
AUGCAAAAAUGGUUCAAUCAGUGGCUCAUUAUAUGUAAAUGCGUCGUCGCCGGACGGCUUGUGAGGCAUCACGUAUACGCCGCUUUGGCUGCCGUUGCAUUGCAAAUUCUGCUGAGCCGGGGAAAAGUAAAAACAACGAUAAAUAUAGCUAAGAAAAAAAUUAAAAGAACAAGCGAAUUGUACACCCCGCGUGAGUCAAGGAAUUAUGUUUUUUUUUGGUGUGAAAAUCGCCUUACAAUUUCCCCUGGAUUUAGCACUUUUGGGGGCACUCGCUUUUUGAAAUUCACUAAUGUCAAGUGCAUGGAUCUACCUACUUCUCGUGGUUUUACUAAAUACGAAUACUGUAAUUUAAAAGUUGUGCGCAGAAAUCAUGUGGAACUUUCUCUGAAGGUCAGAUUGUUGCAGCUUCCUAUCCGUAAUUUGACCGCCAGACUACAAUGCUUUCAAAGGCGGGAUGGCUAUCGUCCAUUUAUGUACAAUGUGCUCUUUGAUUUCUGCAAGCUGAUGUCCAGUAGUAAUUACGAAUUAACCUUUGAACGCUUCAUUUUCGGUGCCAUUCGGCAGCAUAGUAAUUUUAAUCAUUCUUGUCCUUGGAAAGAGAACCACAUGACGGUGGAUAAGUUCGCCCUGGAUUUAACUAAGAUCAAUAUGCCAGUACCUGCUGGAACCUACCGCUUGGAUUUCACCUUUUAUGCAUACGGCAUCGCUCGCACAUUGACACAGGUGUUUUUCGAGAAAAUCGAGUAAAACUUGGCGACACAAACAUGUUCCUUGUUUUUUUUCAAAGCGCCCUAGAUUGCGUAAAUUAAAAGCUUCCAAAUACAUGCCAAUAAAAUGGCAUCUCUAUUUUCAAUUUACAUACACCAACGAUUUGAUUUCCUAGCAGUAAUAAAAGUCUGUGUGGCAAGUUAAAGUCAAUCAA